AAUGCACAGAGUCACAAUCAAGCACCGAUUAUGCCACUGCAACUCUUCCUUUAAGAACAUGCGGACCUAGGGCUAAUAUAAGAUGCAAAGCCUCCUCGUACAUACAGAACCAUCUUCUUGUAGGCAGGAAUUUUGUUUUCUUCAGUCACUUUAAAUGGCACAUCUUGACCAAGGAGGAGCAGCAGCAGCCUCUGCCCGAGUGUAGCAGCUCUUUAAAACGCAAAGGGAUUUGAUCUGAGAAAGAGCAGGUGAUGCCCUUUUGCAGGGGUGAGGUUAUUUCAAACGGGGAAAGUGUUAGGAUUAUGCUGAUGUAAACUGAGGGACACUACUGACAGAAAGAGGUGAAGAGAAGGGGGAAACAAACGGCAAACUGUGACACUCAGGAGCUCUCGCGCAAGGCGCAAACAUAUCACUGGAUUCUACAUUGAUACCUCAAGAAAAAUGUCAUCUCAGACGAAGAUAAAGAAGGACAAGGAGAUAAUUGCGGAGUAUGAAACGCAAGUGAAAGAGAUCAGGAAUCAACUGGUCGAGCAGUUUAAGUGUCUGGAGCAGCAGUCAGAUGCUCGGAUCCAGCUGCUGCAGGACUUACAGGAAUUUUUCAGGCGCAAGGCCGAGAUUCAACUGGAGUAUUCUCGCAGUCUGGAGAAACUGGCCGAGAGGUUCUCUUCAAAGAUUCGUGGCCCAAGGAAAGAACAGCACCUUCUCUCUUCAGUAAACUGUUGGUAUCUGGUUUUGAAUCAGACACGAAGAGAAAGCAGAGAUCAUGCCACACUUAAUGACAUCUACUUGAACAAUGUCAUCGUUCGCCUGGCUCAGAUCAGCGAGGAUGUCAUUCGGCUCUUCAAAAAGAGUAAAGAAAUUGGCAUUCAGAUGCACGAGGAGCUGGUGAAAGUGACAAACGAGCUGUACACUGUGAUGAAAACGUAUCAUAUGUACCACACGGAGAGCAUCAGUGCAGAGAGCAAGCUGAAGGAGGCAGAGAAACAAGAGGAGAAGCAGUUCAGCAAGUCUGGAGACCUCAACGUCAACCUCCUACGCCACGAAGACCGACCCCAGCGCCGCAGCUCAGUCAGAAAAAUUGAGAAGAUGAAGGAAAAGAGGCAAGCCAAGUACUCCGAAAACAAACUGAAAUGCACGAAAGCCCGCAACGACUAUUUAUUGAACCUGGCAGCUACCAACGCCGUUGUUGCUAAAUAUUACAUCCACGAUGUUUCAGACAUGAUUGAUUGCUGUGACCUUGGUUACCAUGCUAGCUUAGCCCGCACGUUGAGGACAUUUCUAUCUGCUGAGUAUAACCUUGAGACCUCUCGGCAUGAGGGUUUGGACAUCAUUGAGAAUGCAGUGGACAACCUGGACCCCCGUAGUGACAAGCACAAGAUCAUGGAUAUGUACAAUCAGGUCUUCUGCCCGCCCAUGCGCUUUGAAUUUCUGCCACACAUGGGAGAUGAGGUGUGUCAGGUGAGUGCUCAGCAACCAGUGCAGACAGAACUUCUAAUGCGUUACCAUCAGCUGCAGUCCCGUCUUGCCACGCUCAAGAUUGAAAAUGAGGAGGUACGCAAGACACUGGAUGCCACCAUGCAGACCUUACAAGAUAUGCUGACAGUGGAGGACUUUGAUGUGUCAGACGCUUUCCAGCACAGCCGAUCCACUGAGUCCAUUAAAUCUGUGGCUUCCGAGAGCUACAUGAGCAAGUUAAACAUUGCAAAGAGGAGAGCCAAUCAGCAGGAGACGGAAGUCUUCUACUUUACUAAAUUCAAGGAGUACCUGAAUGGCAGUAACCUCAUCAUUAAGCUGCAGGCCAAGCAUGACCUGCUGAAGCAGACUCUGGGGGAAGGAGAAAGAGCUGAAUGUGGAACUACAAGACCCCCAACCCUUCCCCCGAAACCACAGAAAUUGCGGAAACCACGGCCUCGCUCCAUCUAUAACCAUAAGCUGUUUAAUGGCAAUAUGGAAAGUUUCAUUAAGGAUUCAGGUCAACCCAUACCACUGGUGGUGGAGAGCUGUAUCCGAUACAUAAAUCUAUAUGGGCUGCAGCAACAAGGCAUAUUCAGAGUUCCUGGAUCUCAGGUGGAAGUCAACGAUAUUAAGAAUUCGUUCGAGAGAGGUGAGGACCCAUUGGUUGAUGAUCAGAAUGAUCAUGACAUCAACUCAGUAGCAGGUGUUCUAAAGCUGUAUUUCAGAGGGCUAGAGAACCCUCUGUUCCCCAAGGAGCGCUUCCUGGAUCUGAUCUCCACCAUCAAGCUCGAAUCAUCUGCAGAAAGAGCUCACCACAUCCAGCAGAUAAUCGUCACACUUCCUCGCACCGUCAACAUCGUCAUGAGAUACCUGUUUGCAUUCCUAAAUCAUUUGUCCCAGUACAGUGAUGAGAAUAUGAUGGACUCAUAUAAUCUGGCUAUCUGUUUUGGACCCACACUGAUGCCCAUCCCUGAGAGUCAGGACCCUGUGACCUGCCAGGCUCAUGUUAAUGAGGUCAUCAAGACUAUCAUCAUCCACCAGGAAGUCAUCUUUCCCAGCCCACGUGAGCUGGAUGGCCCUGUCUAUGAGAAAUGCAUGACUGGAGGAGAGGAGUAUUGUGACAGCCCUCACAGUGAACCAGGCACCAUUGAUGAAGCAGACAAUGGCACUGAGCCACACACUAGUGAUGACGAGGUGGAGCAGAUCGAAGCCAUCGCAAAGUUUGACUACGUGGGUCGGACUCCUAGAGAGCUGUCCUUUAAAAAAGGUGCAUCCCUUUUGCUAUAUCACCGUGCAUCUGAAGACUGGUGGGAGGGCAGACACAAUGGUGUGGACGGGCUCAUACCUCACCAGUACAUAGUUGUACAAGACCUGGAUGAUGCAUUCUCUGAUAGUCUGAGUCAGAAGGCAGACAGUGAGGCCAGCAGUGGACCUUUACUGGAUGAUAAAGCCUCAUCCAAAAACGAUCUACUCUCUCCAUGUGAACCCUCGCCUGAUUACAACUUCAGUGGAGUCAUGGGCCGGGUUAGGUUGCGGUCUGAUGGGUCUUCUGUCCCUCGGCACCGCAGUGGCAUAGAUUCUAACAGUCCUCCCCAUGACACACCACCACGGGCUGCCGCUUGCCCCAGCAGUCCCCAUAAGAUGGCAGUCAGUAGAGGCCACAUUGAAAGCCCAGAGAAGAGACGUUUGGGAACAUUUGGCAGUGCCGGCAGCAUUAACUACCCAGAGAGAAAGGUCUAUCCCGAGGGUCACCCACUCAGGCCUGUCCCAGGAGCAACGAGACACAGCAGCCUUGGGGAUCACAAGACCUUAGAAGCUGAAGCCUUAGCAGAGAAAUCUGUGUUACAGGAUAUUGAGAAGACAAUGAACACUGCACUUCAUGAGCUCCGUGAACUGGAACGCCAAAACACUGCCAAACAGGCUCCUGAUGUUGUUCUGGAUACUCUUGAACCGCUCAAGAACCCAGUGAGCUCCGAACCAGUAAGCCCCUUGCACACCAUCAUUAUUCGAGAUCCAGACGCGGCCCUGAGACGCAGCAGCAGCUCCACCUCUGAGAUGAUGACAACCUUUAAACCGGCGCUGUCCGCAAGACUAGCCGGGACCCAGCUCAGACCUCCAUCUAUGAGGCCUGUCCGACCCCCACCAACCCAACACCGCUCCAGCAGCUCCAGCUCCUCUGGGGUGGGAAGCCCUGCUGUGACCCCCACAGAGAAGAUCUUUCCAAACAACCCAAGCAAUUCUGCAGCCUCCUCUGCCAACUCAGGCGAGAAACCAGGAACCAUGUAGCACCACCAGGCCUGUGGUGCAGUGGUAGCUACCUGCACUGGUGAGGGCACAAUGCUAAUGCCCAUGCUAGGAGGUUUAGUUUGCUCCCAAUUUUAUGCCUUUUUUUGUCUCUUUUAUUUUUCCGUUUGAGCUUUGGAAAAUUCUGGAAAUACACACAGGUCGGAGCUGUGGCCUGGCGUUGUGCACAUGUGACGCAUUGAGCCUUGGUGCAGUUAACGCAGGUUCAAAUCUGGCUCAGGUCAUGUCGUGUUCCCCGUCACCUUCUCUUUACUAUCUGUCAAUAAUAGUGGCAAAAAAUCUGAAAUAAAUAAAAUAAAAACGGUUAUCAGGGUGCAAUUGAAUGGAAGUCAUGGUGAAGUGAAGAAUGUAAUUCACACAUGUAAGAAAGGUUGAAAAGAGAAUUAAGACAAAAAAUGCCUCAACGCAUCUCCUGUUAUGAUUUUAUUUUCAUUUCACGACAGAAUUAAUAAGUCGUCAUCUUUGUCCAUUUUUUAAGACAUUAACUUUUAUUCUUUAGCGUGAGCGAGAUAAAAUAAGUGGUUUGCAUUUAUUUCUCCUUGCACUGGUUGGCCAGAAGAGUUAUGUAAUUUAGGCAGGAAUAAUUUACCUCUCAUUCGAGGACUGAGAUUGUCCCUCCCUCCAGAACUGGACUGUAUAUAUGGAUAUACUGUAAUAGAACCAAAUUGUCACUUGAAGACUGUCUAACAUGGCCAGCUUACCUGUGAGCUGUUGUAAAUAGAGAUAUACUGUACUUGAACUUGUAAUGCCUUCUGUUUGUAGAAUAAGCGAUAUACAUCUAAGUAACAACAUAGCCAAGCUGUAAACAUAUAUGAGAUGCAGAAAAACCAAUAUACCAACUAAUUGUAAGAAACCUGUGGUAAAUUUUUUUUGUUUGUUUGUUUUUCUUGUGUAAUAUACAUUUUGUCAAUUAAGUGUCAAUCUUGUACAGCCGAGGACAGAACAGGCAGGGAGACUAGAAUGGCUUUUAUCAAAACAAACAUUUACGUCAAUGAGUGGAUUCUGUAUUCUGAGCCAUUAACAUUAGUUUGGGGAGUGUUUUGCUUAUUUCUUGUCUUUGUGAAUUUGUCUUUUUUUCUUUUUGUACCACAUCAGUUAAAACAUUCCUUUAUGCUCAAAUUAUACAUAGAGUUUGAAUGGGUUUUUAUAAUUCAAUAACAUUCUUAUAAAGGCCAUGAGCUCAGUGUGAUUGGAAACAUCUAUUAAUUAGGCACAAUUUGUUUCCCUCUCUCAACUGGAAAUAUCAAUACUUACUAAAAUUACCAGAUGUUUCUCAAGUGACCAAUCUGUUACAAUUUGUAUUGAAAAAAAAUGUCCCCAAAGGGGUGAAUCAUACAAAACAUGUCAAGGAGAUGUCCAGGUCAUAUUUUACUCUAAAAUAUAAAGAAAGAAAAUAAAUUGAAAAAAACGAGUUGGCAAUAAUGUAAUGUGAACAAAUAGUUAUCUAUUAUUUAAAUUGUUAAGGUAGUGUAGUGUUUGUUGUACUGCCUAUUUACUUUAAUGAGAAUUAAAUACAAAUCUCCACUGAGAAUAAUUAGUAAAAAAACUCGUGAAAUGUCCGGAAGCAUUAUGCUCAUGAGAAUUUGGUGUGGAAAUGUGAUUAAUUGUCACGAAAACAGUAUCACAAUGGGGUGGGAAUCUAAAUUAUCGUAAAAAUUAGGCUCAUUUUAUUUUUGUUAAAUAUUUCUUUAUUUUUUGGGGAAUAAUGUGACCCAGACAUGUUUUCGAGAGAUUUGCUCAAAAAGGGUCUUGACUAGGCCAAGCAUAUGAUGUAAAAGUGAAUCUUGCCCAGUGUAAUAAAUGAUACAAUAAUAAAAUCCAUACUGCAUUCUUUGUGAUUAGGCACAGAUCCCUCCCCCAAUCUGAGUAUACGGUCGCCUUGUCAAACAAGAGAAACUCCACUGCCCCCAAUCUGUCAUAUCGUCUCCAGUUCAUCUUCAGCUGUACCACUCCUCCCUGAGCAGAUCUUGAGGGUGGUAUACCCAGUCGUGUACAAAAUUUGCCCGACUGACCUACAUAUCCCCUUAAAUACACUAAGCCUUAAGCUUUAAUCCCAUCUUCGCCAAUUUUACACUUUUGCAGUUUGCCUUAGGACUUGCCACGUCAUGUAUUCCAAUCAGAAUGACAGCAUGUGAAAGCCUUUGUUGCUAAAAAAAACUAAGAAAUCAGGACUGUUUCUACUACUCACAAUUUCAAUUUGCAAUGUUUUGGUGUUAUUUCUAGAUUUCAUUUAAAGUAAUACUUGAGCAUCAUUUGUCUUAGACCUAUCUGCAUUAAUCUUAUGUGUCUUGUUUGUGUCAUGCUAAUUUACUUUCGCAUUAGAAACAAAUCACUUCCGAGAUUCCAUGUCCUGUUACUGCCAUCUUGAAUUACUUUAAAACAAAUGGUUUUCACAAUGACCGGUAAUUAGCUCCUGUCUGAAUGCCUCACCUUAGUGGUUGCAUGGGCCUGUUGUCUGCAUGUGAGGGAGACCAACUUGCAUGUGCUUCUCUUUACCAAUCAACACUGUCCAAUAGAGCAGAUAAAGACUGUUAGAGGUGUCUUUCCCUAGGUUUAACACACUAUGUCCCUAAACGUGUUAGCCUUUGGCUGUGAUUGAGCAAAGGAAAACCAAAACUGUAGCUGCAAGGAUUAGGUUAAUCUCAGGAAGUGAUUCUCAUUUAAAUACAUCAGCUUUUUUUGUUCUUAAUAACAUUUACCAUUGUCAACUAAAUAGGCCUCAUCAAUAACAUAUGACAUAUUUAAAGACUAUUAUUCACUAUUAAUAAGGCACAUAUUUAUUUUUGGAAGUUCAUUUAAAUUCAGACAUGAUAUUUCUGCCUAAUUACAAUUGAUAAGUUAAUUAAUUUGAUGCUAAAGACAAUGUGCAAUGCAAUGUAUAAAAGUGAGGCUUUCUGAGUCAUCCGUUGAUGUGCUGUGCUGUAGAGGGUUCCCACAGUCAUGGAAAACCUGGCAAUGUCAGUUAAUUUCAAAUCUGUGAUUUCCAGGCAAUAGUCAUGGAUGUUAACUAAAUAAUUGAAACAUUUCUGGCAUUUUCUAUAGUGAAUAUAUUUUUAAACCUCUUAAUAAUAUCUUUAAAUUUUAAAAGAUCUCAUUUCCAGUAAUUACAAAUGAUUGGAAAGUCAGGCAAAUGCUUUGGAAAAAAUAGAUAGCUUAAAAGGUGUGGGAACCCUGGCAAGUACAAAUAAGCAUGGUAUGGUUUGAUCAGAUUUUCACCUUUGUUUACACACACACACACACACACACACACACACACACACACACACACACACACACACACACACACACACACACACACACACAAGGGCUAAGAAUAAUAGUGCCCUCUGGUGGACAGAAAUGGUCUGUGCGUACACACAUGGCUUGUCUCUGUGUCAUUUUAAACAUUGUAAAUCAGGGACUAAAACCUAAAUGCUUUACUUUUGUUCAUUCUGAGCAAAAUCUGUAUUAUUUUCGUACUGUUUCAGGAGUUCCACAGCCUCCUUUCCAAAAGGUUACUGGUUAGAAUGAAAUAAAAGAAUGGUUAUUAAUGGUCUUUUAAAAAUGACAGUAUUCUUUGCUAAGGUGUGUGUUGAAAUACCACUUGCAGUGUUACCAGAUCUUGCAAGAGAAAAAGCAACAUGGUCUGUAAAAACAAGCCCAAAUUAUGCCACUUGACUCACCAAAAUAAGCAAUACAUUUGUUUCUUGUGUGGUGGCUUUAUCGGCAUAGAAAUCAAAACAAGCAGUUAAUUAACAGAUAAGAAUAAUUUUAAUUACACACCAGCUUUUGAGCCAAAACCCGUCUGUAUUAAUGCAUCAUAUCUAACAAUAAUUCACUGAAGACUUGGACACAACUGAGAAAUGUACCUUUUACGUCUAAUAAUGUUUUCCUUGUGUCUAUAUUAGCCAUGCAUGUAUACAGUGGCGGAUUUAGGCAUGGGCAGUCGCCCAGGGCUGUAUCUUGGGGGGGUGGGGGGUGGCACCACCACAACUCACUCAACAACAACUCCCAAAUUUAAUUCAGUUUCAUUCCUUGAACCAUUUUUAGUCCCUGUUUUAAUUUCCCGCUUGCACUAGCAGACAUGCACCAAAGGAUCGCUUAAAUCAGUGUACUAUAAGUAAUUCACAACCUUGGAUCUGCACACACUUACUCAUGCUGUAAUCAGUUGUGACAUGCCGUUUGAGUGUAAUAGCAUUAUCACUCAUGAAUCUGAAUACUUUAUUAUCAACAGCAUAACACCUAUUAAUUUUCUCUGCUGCUGGGAAAUGUAUUAAAGAGAAACUUGUAGUUCAUCUAAAAAUGCAAGGUUUUUCGUUUACUCACCCUUCUGUGUCUUUUCAAACAUGUGUGAAUUUCUUUCACCUGUGGAACACCAAAAGGACAAAAAAAAAGCACCAUAAAAGUAGUCCUGAAGUAUGUGCUAUAUCCUAUUCCAAGUCUACUGAAGCCAUAUGAAAUCUUUGUGAUAAACAGAACUGUCCAUAAAUCAUUAUUCACCGAAUAUCUUGUUUUACAUCUGUCGUCACCAUUCACUUGCAUUGUACGGAAAAGAGCAGCUUGGACUUUCUGCUCUAAAUAACUAAUUUUGUGUUCCAUGGAAGAAAGUAAGUCAUUUGGGCUUCAAAAGACAAAAGGGUGUGUAAAUAUGACAGAAUUUUUAUUUUUGCUUGGACUGCUCUUUUAAAUUCUAUCUGUUGUACAGCUCACUGUCAUACAGAAUACAUACUGUAUAGUGCUUAUGUAAAGAGCUGAUGUCAUCAGCUGUGUUUUAUAAUAAAUUAUAUAGAGUUUACAGAAUCUGCCAUCCAUAACAUACUGUACUCAGACAGUCCUGGUCUCAUCUGUUUCUAAUAAUUUGUCUCUCUUCUGUUGAUCUCUCCUCUGCCAGUGACCCAAGGCUGUACUGGAAAUGCUUAGACUUUUGCUCCAAAGUUAAACCGUAUACCCGAGCGAAUGCAUUGCAGUAUAUAAGACCUUGUUGGUCUGAUAAUAGGAUGUUGUAUGGUACUUGCACGAUUACUGAGGCACUUGGUGCAUUCCUGUACUUAAAUGGACUAUGUGAUGUUUCUGGAAGUGUGUUUGGGGAAUAAAUGCUACAUUGAGAGUGUAUUGAAUGUAUGCCACAGUGGGUGUUUAUUGUAUGUGUGCUAAGGUAACAGAAAAUAUAGGCUUUCUUCUUUUCCGGACACCAUGUUCAACAGAAUAUAAAAAAAGUGCUGUCUGUGUGUAGCAGUGGGUUGUGAAAACUGUUGUUUUGGGUUUUGUUCCUCCUCUGAACACUUCCGUAUAGUGAUGCUGUUAAAUGAGUGUUUGAAUGGUUGGAUAUCCCCCUGUGAUGUAAUCGUACACCAUCCCACUGUUUGGAUGUGAACCAUAAGUCCAAAUAAAGAUCUUUUUUUAAA
Messenger RNA from Xyrauchen texanus (razorback sucker), 9143 nucleotides. It is a transcript of the gene srgap3, whose product is annotated as SLIT-ROBO Rho GTPase activating protein 3. The coding region runs from base 442 to 3741 and encodes 1099 amino acids. NCBI's taxonomy places the organism in Eukaryota, Metazoa, Chordata, Actinopteri, Cypriniformes, Catostomidae. The record is from RefSeq and is a predicted model, not a curated record. Gene Ontology annotation, cellular component: cytoplasm. The transcript is spliced from 22 exons. Gene Ontology annotation, molecular function: protein binding. Gene Ontology annotation, biological process: signal transduction; negative regulation of cell migration.